AUGCCUGUUCCGCCGCCCAACUGGAAGGACACAGCCCGAGAAUGGAUGCUCUCGAUCGAGUGUGUUACUGACGGAAGUCAAGGCUGGAAGUGGUUUGAACAGGGCGAGAUGAAAUCGGUGACAAGGAUCUAUGGCCCUGGAGUGAACACCUUGAACAACUACCGGAAGAUCUACCUCAAGCAUACUAACCGAGAGAUGGUUGGUAUGCUUAUCGAUGGCAUGCAUGCAGUUGAUGUUAUCUUGCGUGCGAAGAACGGCGACCGCGGGCUCAGCUUCAAAAGCAACCAGAAGAAGGAGGAUGAUUUGGAGCAGCGUCGUAUGUCAGAGAGGGUGAAAGGUGCUAUUGAGGCUGUGGGUAUCUAUCUACCCAGGACAUUUGGAGGUGGAGGAGGAAGAGGAGUAAUAUCUAAUAUGAAAAAGGGCACUGCGCGAGACGAGGUAGAACCUUUCUUACUCUGUUUCGCUACGGAUGCUGGAGAGGCACAUGAUGUGGAUGAGAGUCUUCAGCUGCUGAGCUGCUAUAAUUCCGUUUGUUCUUACUGCUUAACUGAUUCAUGUUUUUACUGUACGGGACUUACGCGUUGA
Molecule: messenger RNA, 585 nt
Organism: Saitoella complicata NRRL Y-17804
Lineage: Eukaryota; Fungi; Ascomycota; Saitoellomycetes; Saitoellales; Saitoellaceae
Exons: 1
Coding region: 1-585 (194 amino acids)
Source: RefSeq, a predicted model, not a curated record